This is a messenger RNA of Phacochoerus africanus (Common warthog), 5979 nucleotides long. It is a transcript of the gene VPS53, whose product is annotated as VPS53 subunit of GARP complex. The transcript has 22 exons. Gene Ontology annotation, cellular component: GARP complex. Gene Ontology annotation, biological process: retrograde transport, endosome to Golgi. The coding region runs from base 136 to 2634 and encodes 832 amino acids. The record is from RefSeq and is a predicted model, not a curated record. Lineage: Eukaryota; Metazoa; Chordata; Mammalia; Artiodactyla; Suidae.
GAAGUGCCCGGCUGGCUGACAGAGUUCAGCCUCUCCCGGGCGCUGCCGGCGGAAGGUUGCCGCUCCGAGGCGUGAGUGGCCUCUGAGGUCCGGCUGCGGGUUGGGGUGGGCGUUGGGAGGGAGCAGGGCGGCGGGAUGAUGGAGGAGGAGGAACUGGAAUUCGUGGAGGAGCUGGAAGCCGUGCUGCAGCUCACCCCAGACGUGCAGCUCGCCAUCGAGCAGGUAUUUCCAAGCCAGGAUCCUCUAGAUCGAGCAGAUUUCAAUGCUGUGGAGUAUAUCAACACCCUGUUCCCAACGGAGCAAUCUCUGGCAAACAUUGACGAAGUCGUGAACAAAAUUAGACUGAAAAUAAGGAGACUGGAUGACAAUAUUCGAACCGUCGUAAGAGGUCAGACAAAUGUGGGGCAGGACGGCAGGCAGGCACUCGAAGAGGCCCAGAAAGCUAUUCAGCAACUCUUUGGGAAAAUCAAAGAUAUCAAGGAUAAGGCAGAAAAAUCAGAGCAAAUGGUGAAAGAAAUCACCCGAGACAUUAAGCAGUUGGAUCACGCCAAACGCCACCUGACCACCUCCAUCACGACGCUGAACCACCUGCACAUGCUGGCAGGCGGCGUGGAUUCCCUCGAAGCCAUGACCAGGCGAAGGCAGUAUGGAGAAGUUGCUAAUCUUCUUCAGGGCGUCAUGAAUGUUCUGGAGCACUUCCACAGAUACAUGGGCAUUCCACAGAUCCGGCAGCUGUCUGAAAGAGUGAAGGCCGCCCAGACUGAGUUAGGACAGCAAAUCCUGGCCGAUUUUGAAGAAGCAUUUCCUUCCCAGGGUACCAAGAGGCCGGGAGGACCGAGCAAUGUCCUGAGAGAUGCGUGUCUGGUUGCUAAUAUUUUGGACCCCAGAAUCAAACAGGAAAUCAUCAAAAAGUUUAUUAAACAGCAUCUGUCAGAGUACCUAGUACUUUUUCAAGAAAACCAGGAUGUUGCCUGGCUGGACAAAAUUGACAGACGCUAUGCCUGGAUCAAACGCCAGCUCGUGGACUAUGAGGAGAAGUACGGCCGGAUGUUUCCGCGAGAGUGGUACAUGGCUGAGAGGAUCGCGGUGGAAUUUUGCCACAUCACAAGGACGGAACUUGCCAAGAUCAUGCGUACUCGAGCAAAGGAAAUUGAAGUGAAAUUGCUUCUUUUUGCUAUUCAGAGAACAACGAACUUUGAGGGCUUUCUUGCAAAACGCUUCUCUGGGUGCACCCUGACCGAUGGCACUCUGAAGAAACCUGAGUCUCCACCCGCCUCCACCAACCCCUUCCUGGAGGAUGAGGCAGCACCGGAGAUGGAGGAACUGGCGAUGGAGAAAGGCGAUUCCGAGCAACCAAAGAAGCCUAAAGCCCCAGACAAUCCAUUUCACGGCAUUGUUUCCAAGUGUUUUGAGCCUCAUCUCUACGUGUAUAUUGAGUCCCAGGACAAAAACCUUGGUGAACUGAUAGAUCGGUUCGUGGCCGAUUUCAAGGCCCAGGGGCCCCCUAAGCCCAGCAUGGAUGAGGGGGGCGCCGUGCUCCCCAGCUGCGCCGACCUCUUCGUCUACUACAAGAAGUGCAUGGUGCAGUGCUCGCAGCUCAGCACCGGGGAGCCCAUGAUCGCCCUGACCACCAUUUUCCAGAAGUACCUCCAAGAAUACGCCUGGAAAAUCCUCUCUGGCAACCUGCCCAAAACCACAAGCAGCAGCGGCGGGCUGACCAUCAGCAGCCUCCUCAAGGAGAAGGAGGGCUCGGAAGUGGCCAAGUUCACGCUCGAGGAGCUCUGCCUCAUCUGCAGCAUCCUGAGCACCGCCGAGUACUGCCUGGCCACCACCCAGCAGCUCGAAGAAAAGCUCAAGGAGAAAGUCAACGUCAGUCUGAUUGAACGAAUCAACCUGAGUGGAGAAAUGGACACGUUUAGCACAGUCAUCUCCAGCAGCAUUCAGCUGCUGGUUCAGGAUCUGGAUGCUGCCUGCGACCCCGCCCUGACGGCCAUGAGCAAGAUGCAGUGGCAGAAUGUGGAGCACGUCGGUGACCAGAGCCCCUACGUCACCUCUGUCAUUCUUCACAUUAAGCAGAAUGUCCCCAUCAUCCGUGACAACCUGGCUUCCACACGGAAAUACUUCACUCAGUUCUGCAUUAAAUUUGCAAACUCCUUCAUUCCCAAGUUCAUCACACACCUCUUCAAGUGCAAGCCAAUUAGCAUGGUGGGCGCAGAACAGCUGCUGCUGGACACCCACUCCCUGAAGAUGGUCCUGCUCGACCUGCCGUCCAUCGGCUCGCAGGUGGUGCGGAAGGCCCCGGCCAGCUACACCAAGAUUGUGGUGAAGGGCAUGACCCGCGCCGAGAUGAUCCUCAAGGUGGUGAUGGCCCCUCACGAGCCGCUGGUGGUGUUUGUGGACAACUACAUCAAGCUCCUGACGGACUGCAACACAGAGACCUUCCAGAAGAUCCUGGACAUGAAGGGGCUGAAAAGGAGCGAGCAGAGCAGCACGCUGGAGCUCUUCCGCCAGCGGCUCCCCACGCCGCCGUCCGGGCCCGAGGGCUCCAGCUCUCUGGCCCUCCUGGCUCCGACUCCAGAACAGGAAUCCUCUCGCAUCCGCAAACUGGAGAAACUAAUUAAAAAGCGACUGUAGGGGACCCAAGGGGCACUUUCCCCCUUGGCCGGUGACCCCCAGCACCCAGGUGCCCAGAAGCCCCCUCCCCUCCCGGGCUCCCCCGACUCGCAGAUCAUCAGCCUGGAAACUCCCUGGGACACGUGGGUCAUUAAUGUGUCCCCCCGCCCCGUGCUCUGUCUCAAUUCCUGGCCUAACUGCAGAGCCCAGUCAGGGCCGGAUAAGAAAAAGGCAAUGGAGGCGGCCUCUGAUUGCGGUCGCCGAGGCGGCAGUGGGUGAAAGGUCCCUGGGCGUCCCUCGCCAUCCCCAGGCCACUCUGGACUGGUCCAGGUGUCAUGGGCUCUGCAGCCUCGCCUCUCGGUCACACCCUCAGGCGUGUGGCUCUGUUCCCUUCCAUGCCUCUGUCCCCAAAGCGUGGGAGGACCUCAACCCUCCUCUCCACCUGCUGUGAUUUGAGGCCACCUCUGGGACCAGACUCCUAAGAGAUGAACUCUGAGCUUGGCUCCAGGAGCCGAGUUAUGAAGUGACAGGUGACAGCCGUGGGAAACGAGCCUUCCUUUGCCGAGACGGUGGAAGCAGGAGGCCUCUUGUGUGUGAAUCCCAGGUUCCUGGUAUGUGUGCUUCUGGUCCUUCUCCUGACUUGGCCGAGUUACCCUGUGUUCACCUCCGCUGCCCUCUGUACACAGAGGGCUCCCCCGAGACCGCCCGCCCAGGAGGAUGGCACAGCUGUCCCCGCUGUGGGGCUCCUGCCAGGGCCGGGGCAGACCCCCUCCCACUCCGAGAGAGGGUUCUGUUUGGCCCACUCGCUGCGUGACAUAAACACAUUUUCUUUUUUCUUUUUCUUUUUUUCUUUACUCCCUCCCUGCUCCUGACUGGCUUCCAGGGAAGGGAUGGCAUCUGUGAAGGGAAACCAGGAAGCUUUCCCAGCAAACCCAUCCGAGGCUUUCUCCUCAGAUACAACUCUAGGAAAAAGCCAAGAGGCCUGACCCUCUAAUCCCCUUACUGCCAUCUUCAAAUCCAGAGUACUUUCCAGAAUCAUCUGAAACAGCAAAGACGAGGCGCAGCCCCAGCCGACAUGUUACUUUAUCACUAAUGAGAAAGAACCCGGGUCUGUGAUGCCUGAGGAUGAGAAUACUGACUUCAAACACGUCCUCAGAGCCUGACCCAGCCCACACACACCCCGGCCCGUCUGCCGUGUCCUCUGCGGGCCCUUGGCCCGCACUGCUUUGCAGAAGAGAACUGUCCUUCAGAGCUGCCUCAGCCCCCUGUGUCCCAAGAACAGGCAGCGUGGUUGUCCUGGCUCACCUGGUUCACCGGAAACCAGGCCUCGGUUAACUGUGAUCACGGCCUGCGGCGGCUGCUGUUGGUGUCGGCGUUUGUCCAGGGGCUCGGAACAGUUUGUGGGCCGGGUGGGGAGAGAGGUGAGGAGGUAGGCGUGCGCGAGCAGGUCUCAGGAUCACAUUAGGAUGUGAGAUGAUAACUCUGGAAAGAGUUUUCAGGAUGCACUUUCCUGGAAAUCCAUGAAACUUGUGACAGCCAGACAGCAGGGGGCCUUAAGGUUUGGAGAUCUGACCAGGAGCAUCGGUCGUCUCUCCCCUUCUUGUCUUCCCUGUGUCACCACCCAGCACCGUCCCCUUUCCUCCCCAUCGGCCUCGUCGGCCCCAACUUGGAACCUGGGCCUGGUUUCUUUUAUCAGCUUCCGGCCUGUGACUCUCACGGGUUGAGCAUCUCAAACUCAAGAACACUGGGAAAAGUAGGUGGCGGAAGAAAGAGGUCUUGCCUUUAGCUGAGCCCUGUUAGGAAAAGAUGCUAAAAAGAGGCAGGCAGGACGGGCAGGGAGGUGGGGGCAGCCCCGGGCAGCUUGCUGGAUAAAGUGCCCUCCGCCCUGGUGAGCUUGUCCUGCCUGCGCGGGCUGAGGCCGUUCUUCUCCCGCCCUUGAAGGAGAAGGGGCGAGGGCCCAGCUCCAGACAGCUGCCUCUGCCGUCUGUCAUCGACCUGGGGGCUGGAGAGGCCAGCGGGCUCCCACACCUGAUUCCUGUCACUCUCCGUGUUUACAGGUCCGCACUUCUCUCUGCAGCUCGUUCACCAGGAGUCAUUUUCUGGACGUCUCCAUAAUGGCAUUGAGAUGUCAAGCCACUGUCCCCCCCCCACCCCCACCCCCGUGGUGAUCCCUGCCCAGGAAGUUGCUUUCUUGAUUUAUUACACUGUCAGUGAUCUCCGAGGAGCCAACAGAUGUCAGUAGGAGUUCUGUGCAGUGUCCUGUUGACGGGCUCUGAGCGCUGUGUUCGCGUCCUGAACAGACAGCGUGUGCUUCUCAGCUGGGGGUCUGCGUCAGAUGCCUGGAGGUUGUGAGUCCCUCAGUCCGGGGUGGGGCCCACCUAUAGAUUUGCACGUGCCGUAGGUGAUUCUCCUGUUGACUCCUUGUGAAGAGCUGUUGUAACAGAAUUUGCUUUAUGGAGGGGUUCCUGUAGCACAUCUUCAUAAAUGGGUAUUUUCUCCUGCCUCGGAGCAAGUGUAAUAACUGUCCAGCUGAGCUCGUACCCAAGUGGGAAGGGUGUUUGGGCUGAUUGCCAGCUGCUUUCUUUUUGAAUCGUGUUGAUGGCAGGGACCGUGGCGGACAUUGUGCUGUCCCCAUACUGACGAGGAUUCUUGUUUCGAUGACUGAGCCCGAAACAGAAGGUUUGUUUAUUACUGUCGUUUUGCAGUAAUACAGAGAAAAGAACACAUUUAUAAAAACGGUGGCUGACAACUCUGUUCUCAGCUGAAUUAGAUGUCCGACCAGUUUUGUGGCGCCCCCGCACCACUUUCUCUUUCCCCUUAAAAAAAGACUUUGAAGUCACCUUAUGGGGUUAAAAUAAAUAUUGGUAAUUUAUAAUCAAUAAAAAUUUCCCUCCUGUCUUUACUAUGGACAACUUCCUGAGAGCUGGCUGGAGGUGCCCAGGCUGGAGAAUGUUUUGUUUGGAUCCUAACGGUGACAAGGAAGCCACCCCGGACAAGGGGUCUUGACCUCUGAGUGCAGUUCUGGAAUGAAAGCUGCUAUGGCCAUGCCUCCCUCUCUUGAAGAACAAAGCACCAGCACCAGCCUUGCCCACCACCCAGAAAAGCGUGCCCACUUUCUCUUGCCUAGGGCGGCUCUUUGGCACAGACCAAACAGGUCUGGAAGCAGACGUCCAAAGAGCAACAUGACAGUGGCUGGGCAGGCAGGGCACAGGGGAUGUGACACAGCCCAUCCCGAAUUGCCAUUGGACAAGGAACUCUGGUCCCUUGUUUAAAGAACACUAGGGAAAAUGCCAAAUUUUCACAGAAAUGUAAUUCCUCUCCGUAGGACCAGAAAUCUCCAAAAUAACUCACUUGCUUGAGGGUAAA